ACAAAAAAAUGAACUUAAAACUUUAAAGUUAUAAAAUUUAAAAUAAUUUUACAGUUAUAGAAAUAAAUUUAGUGAUAUCACACCAAAACUAGUUUGUAUUCAGCAUCUUCUCCCAUUCAAAGUUUGUAUGUGGAUGCUUAUGAGCUUCCACUAUCUCUUAGGAGAGAACAGUUGUCUCUUUGUUAUUGCAUUAAACAGAAAUCUCAGAACAAACUUUCAGCUGAUUGUUCAGAUACUCAGCUGAAAAGAUUAUUUGCAGCUCGGACGAGUAGUGUCCCUACAUUUAACAUAAGAAUGGAGAACGUAAGCAGCACAAUUGACCUGGACACAAGCAAUAUUUCAUAGCUAGAUGUUGAUAGUAUAUCUCCUUGGUCAACUCCUCCAAUAAAUGUCGACCUUAGCUUAAAGCAGUUUCUUAAGGAAUCCACUCCAGAUUAUGUUUACAGACAGCACUUUGCAGAAAUUCAACACCGUGACAGGAAUUUAAUUCCUAUUUAUACUGACGGAUCUAAAUCAGAUGAUUAUGUCGGCUCAGCCUUUGUUUGCCAGAAUGAAAUCAUGGCAGAACAAAUUGCACUGAAUUCAUCCAUCUUUACUGAAGAGCUGCAGGCUAUUUACCUAGCCUUAAAGUAUGUAAUCAAAAAAGGUCAUCGUUGCUGUGCGAUGUACACCGACUCAGUUAGUGCACUUCAGGCUUUGAUCUCGCGUGAACCUAGUUCUCACUCUAUAGUGAUUAAAAUCCAUAAACAGUUUUGCCAUCUUUUUGCAAGUAAUAUUUCUGUAAAAUUUUGUUGGGUCCCAGGCCUUGUAAGUAUAAGAGGAAAUGAAGAAGCUGAUGCAGCUGCAAAGUCAGCUAGUCCUUCACAGCAUUCAAUUCAUAUUGAAGGAGGUGAUUUGAAGCUAGUCAUUAAAAAACGACUAGCAGAGAGAUGGCAAAAUGUGUGGAAUGCACAAGUCCACAAUAAACUACAUGAGAUCAAACCUAUGAUAGAAAAUUGGACACAUAAGAAAUCUUAUGACAGGAGAUCUGAGGUUAUUUUCACUCGUUUGAGAAUUGGACAUACUCGGUUGACUCAUCAAUACUUUUUGAAGAGCAACAAGCAGCCAGCCUGCCAGUAUUGCAACUGUUCUCUUACUAUAAAACAUAUACUGCUCGAUUGCUCUGCCUUUGAGACCAGGCAUAGACAAUAUUUUGGGACAGGGUGUUUGACAGGGAUUCUGGGCUAGAGGCCCAAUGUUCAUAAUGUAUUGGACUUUUUAAAGGUCGCUAAUUUGCAUAAAGAAAUUUAACUAUUUAUUUAUUUAUUUUUCACUUUUUUGUGUGUUGUUUGUUUGUUCUUAUUAUGUAGAUACUCGUUGUUGUAUUUUUUGUUGCUAUUUUAUAUAAUAUAGACAUAUUGAGUUGGGAAAAUUAACCAUUUGGUGUGGUACAGCUUGGCCUUUGUGGCCCUUGUGCCAAAAAAUGCUACCAACCAACCAUCUGGCUCAAAUUUGCUAUUAAAGAUUUUCUCUUAAUUUAUUUAAUGCAUUAGUAAGAAAUUUUCAUAUUAGUAAAGUUUCUUAAAUUUAAUCCAUAUUUUGUUAAUU
Molecule: messenger RNA, 1587 nt
Organism: Centruroides sculpturatus (bark scorpion)
Lineage: Eukaryota; Metazoa; Arthropoda; Arachnida; Scorpiones; Buthidae
Exons: 1
Coding region: 559-1227 (222 amino acids)
Molecular function (GO): nucleic acid binding; RNA-DNA hybrid ribonuclease activity
Source: RefSeq, a predicted model, not a curated record